This is a messenger RNA of Oppiella nova, 1527 nucleotides long. The record is from the annotation of a GenBank genome assembly. NCBI's taxonomy places the organism in Eukaryota, Metazoa, Arthropoda, Arachnida, Sarcoptiformes, Oppiidae.
AUGGCCGGUUUGGUGAGAGUGAACGGACAGACCUACGAGUUUAUGGGUCACCCGACUCAGGACGACAUCGGCACCAAAUUGCAGGCCAAACAGGUAUCCCUUAAGGUGACUCCCACUCAGUCUAUGUUCACGUUCAAUACCGGCCCCAUCGCACUGGCAGUCAAUUUCUUCACACCCAUCGACCCGACAGAUCUCAAGCGACUGUCACUCCCGGCCUCUUAUAUAUCGGUGAGCGCCUGGUCUCUGGAUUCGGACACUCAUGAGGUUGAGGUAUAUCUCGAUAUAUCUGCCGAAUGGACUUCCGGUGAUUCCAAUGAAGAGGUGGUUUGGGAAGUGAUUGAAGUCAUAGGAAAUAAUACUAUACUUAACGCCGAUAUGAGACUCAAGAAUCAGAAAACCUUUGAGGAAACAGACCAAUUUGAGGCCCAAUGGGGAACAGUCAAGUUCUUCACCGAUACCACAGUCACACAUGAGAUCAAUGCCUGUCCAACAAUGCGCUCACAUUUUGUAAAGAAUGGUAAACUCGACAAUACUAUUGACCAGAAGUUCCGCAAAAUCAACGACAACUGGCCGGGUGUCGGAUACGCCCGCACUAUGACUGCCAGUCCACUGAAAGAUAAGGCGCCCAGUGUUGCCUACUAUGGUGUGGCACACGUCAGACGACCCGCUAUUGAAUACACGGACUCCCAGUUGAAUCAACUCUGGGAAGACUAUUUCAAUGGCGAUGACAAUAAAAUGGUGCAAUUUGUCUACGAGGACAUGGAGGACGCCCUUAAACGUGCCAAUGAUCUCGACGACCGGGUGGUCGCCGACGCUAAGAGGGUUGGAGGGGACAGUUACGUCAAAAUAGUGUCAGCCGCGCUCAGACAGGCUUACGGCGCUAUUGAACUGAUGGGCACAGUAUCCAAGCCAUGGAUGAUGUUGAAGGAGAUCUCAUCCAAUGGCAACUGUCAGACAGUGGAUGUGAUUUACCCUCACUUUCCCGUUCAGUUAUAUCUGAACCCAACUCUAUUGCGACUCCUUAUGGAGCCAUUGCUCGACAAUCAGGAGAGAGGGUUCUUCCCCAAGAAAUAUAGUAUCCAUGAUUUGGGGACUCAUUAUCCCCGUUGUAUUGGACACAAAGACGGCGUACAGGACAAUGUGGAAUGGGAUGAUAGUAGCGGUGGUGAGACUGACGAGUCCACAGACAAUGACUACAACUUUAGUGGUUCCGGUGAUGGAGAGCCCCUGGAUGACGAUGAUGGCUGUCCACAGACUAACAAUUUUAUAGAUAGGAUACGACUUAUGCACGAAGAGUACCGAAAAGAGUCUCAAAAUAAUACUAAACAUAAGAAGUUUGACAUCGAGUCCAAUACACAACAUGUGUUGAACAGACUCUUUGGUUUGGAUCAGAGAAACAAAUUGAAACUCUUGGAGACCCUCUCGGAGGUAGACCUGGGGCUGUCCCCCGAGUGUACUCAGGCUUAUGUUCGCAUUGGACAGGGGUUUAACCGCAUGGAGCUCUGGGCGCUGAGAUUUAAUAAUUAA